This is a messenger RNA of Chrysoperla carnea, 1822 nucleotides long. RefSeq names its product protein Wnt-1-like. NCBI's taxonomy places the organism in Eukaryota, Metazoa, Arthropoda, Insecta, Neuroptera, Chrysopidae. Gene Ontology annotation, biological process: cell fate commitment; canonical Wnt signaling pathway; multicellular organism development. The transcript is spliced from 6 exons. The record is from RefSeq and is a predicted model, not a curated record. Gene Ontology annotation, cellular component: extracellular region. The coding region runs from base 638 to 1822 and encodes 394 amino acids. Gene Ontology annotation, molecular function: frizzled binding; cytokine activity.
UAUGCAUGUAUGUAUGUUUAUAUAGAAAUAAUAUACACAAUUUACACACAUUGGGACUGACUGCCUGAGCUAAAGCUAAACUACAAGAGAGAACUAUAGCCAGCAUUCAAUACAAUAUGCAUUCAGUUUUAGAGUUCUUGUGACAGAGCAGCAACCAACCACAAUCAGAGAGUUUUGAAGGUAACAAACGGCACGGCACGGUGUAUAUACACUCAACUCAAUUAGUCAAGUCAAUGAAAUACAACACGAAAUUUCGAUAAAAAUCUCAUUUUUCGGUGAAGAUUAAAGUGAAAAUAGAAACGAAAAUAAAUAAUAAUAAAGCUACAUAGAAGCAACAACAACGACGGAAAAAAAAGUACACCAAACAUUGUUUAACUCGGAUUCGAUGUAACACAACCAAUGAGAAUUACGUUAAGACCGCCCCUUGUCGAUGCGUCGUCGAUGACAGCGUCGGUGUGUGACGACGCUAUUAUGAUACAACGUCGAAAUAUUGUGAAUAGAAUAGUUUAGCGAAAACAAUUGUCACGACAUCAACUUUGCAACAGAGAGAAGAAGACACUGCUCAAGAAAAACUUACCGCGUUUAGAUUGUUUUCAGUGAGUUCCAAAAAAAAAAAAAAAUAUUAGAAGUAACGAAAAUGUUACGAAAAAAUUUGCAUGAAAAUUAUGUAGAAAAUGAUCGUGCGAUUAUUCAACACCGUCGUGACGCUGGCGGUAGAAAAAUUGCACGAAAAUCUGAAUCAAAAUUUAUAACAUUUUGUGCUGUGUUAAUUGCUUUGUUAUUGUUUAUUGAUGUGACCGUGGCUAAUUGGUGGCAGCUGGGUAUGCCGAAUUCGCAGCAUAGUGCAAUAGAAUUAACACCAACAGCGUACAAAGAUAAUUGCCAUCGUCUGGAGUAUCUGGUUGAGAAGCAACGAGAAUUAUGUGGAUUAAGUGAUAAAAUUCUAGCCAUUGUAGGCAGUGCAGCCAAACUAGGCAUUGACGAAUGCCAAUAUCAAUUUCGACACAGUCGAUGGAAUUGUUCCACAUUUGAAGGAACUGAUAAUGUAUUCGGAGGUGUUCUUUCAGUUAAAAGUCGAGAGUCCGCAUACAUUUAUGCGGUAUCAGCUGCAAGUUUAGCAUUUGCAGUGACGCGAGCUUGCUCACGAGGUGAAUUAAAUGAAUGCAGUUGUGAUAAUAAAGUACGCCAUCAUCCACGCUCAAAACAACCGAAAAAUUGGAAAUGGGGUGGAUGUUCAGAAGAUAUCCAUUAUGGUGAACGAUUCAGUCGAGAUUUUGCUGAUUCACGUGAAGAUCCGGAAACGGCAGCAGGAUUAAUGAAUUUGCAUAAUAAUGAAGCUGGCAGACGUACUAUUCGUUCCCGAAUGCAACGUAUAUGUAAAUGCCAUGGAAUGUCUGGAUCAUGUAGUUUACGUGUAUGUUGGAGAAAAAUGCCAACAUUUCGGGUGGUAAGCGAAGCAUUAGCUGGCAGAUAUGAAGGUGCAUCACACGUAAAACUAGUAGAACGUCGACGUGGUAGAUUAAAAAAAUUACGUGCCAUUUCUCCGGAUUUAAAGAAACCAAAUAAAACAGAUUUAGUAUACUUAGACGAUUCCCCAGAUUAUUGUGAGAAAAAUGAAACCCUUGGUAUACCAGGAACGAAAGGAAGAAUUUGUAAUCGUACAAGUCCUGGUUUGGACGGUUGUCGCUUAUUGUGUUGCGGACGAGGAUAUCAAACACGCGUCCGUGAUGUUGAAGAGAAAUGUAAUUGUAAAUUUGUAUGGUGCUGUAAUGUAGUUUGCGAUAUGUGUCAGUAUCGAAAAGAGGAACAUGUUUGUAAUUAA